This is a messenger RNA of Conger conger (European conger), 4468 nucleotides long. Its product is annotated as ceramide synthase 2-like. Gene Ontology annotation, cellular component: membrane. Gene Ontology annotation, biological process: ceramide biosynthetic process. Gene Ontology annotation, molecular function: DNA binding; sphingosine N-acyltransferase activity. Lineage: Eukaryota; Metazoa; Chordata; Actinopteri; Anguilliformes; Congridae. The record is from RefSeq and is a predicted model, not a curated record. The coding region runs from base 531 to 1679 and encodes 382 amino acids. The transcript has 11 exons.
UCCGCUAGUCCUGUGCAACAGCAGCCGGGCUGACCGACGCCUAUUCCCGGGGAACAAUCAUCGUAUUCUUCUUCAUUCCCAGAGAGGGAUGGAAGACAAAAGUAAUGGAUUGAGUGUAUAAAAAUAAGAGGCAACUGAACUGGAAUCACCAAGAUAAAAAAUAAAAAUAAUAAAAAAUAAAUACAAGGAAAGAAACUAUCAAGAAAGCUAGAAGUACAAGUUCGAUCGUCGGAUGUAUUCUCGACCAUUCCUGGUUUGAUCCUUCACAUUUCCAUUUCUGUUUUAAAAGACUUUUCGUAAAUAAUGAGGACAAGCGUCGGAGAUACUGAGGCCGGACCAUAAAGAAACAGACACGGACAUUGACUCAUCCGUACGGAAAGGCAACUUGGUUUCUCUUGUACGGCGCCAUUGGUACUCAAGAUAAGUUGUACUUGCCUGAAAACUGUGUUUUGUGCGUUUUAUUAACGCGUUUACUCAUCAUAACUACGAGGGACUUCUGAUUCGUACCUGCGUGGAACUUCUGACUGAACAUGGUGACAUGGCUGAGCGACUGGUUCUGGCAGGAGCGGCUUUGGUUCCCCGAGGGCCUGGGCUGGGCUGACCUCGAGGACCGGGACGGCCAGGUCUACGCCAAAACGGCUGACCUGUGGGUCACCAUCCCCCUGGCGCUCUGCUUCCUGCUCGUCCGGCAGGUCUUCGAGAGGACGGUGGCCACUCCUGUUGCUGCUCUCCUAGGCAUUAGAGAGACGGCGCGGCUUCGAGCCGAACCCAACCAUUCACUGGAGACCUACUUCUGUAACACAAGCAAACAUCCCACACAGAGUUCGAUAGAGAGCUUGAGCAAACAGACGGGCAGCUCGGUGCGUCAGGUCCAGAGAUGGUUCCGGCGUCGCCGGAAUCAGGACCGGCCCAGCCUGCUGAAGAAGUUCCGGGAGGCGAGCUGGAGAUUUACCUUUUACCUUCUUGCUUUCUUUGCUGGCCUGGCUGCUCUCAUCGAUAAACCCUGGCUCUAUGACUUGAAAGAAAUGUGGAAUGGAUUUCCCAUGCUGGCCCUGCUUCCCUCACAGUACUGGUACUACAUGCUCGAGCUGGGUUUCUACAUCUCUCUGCUGUUCAGCGUGGCCACGGACGUCAAGCGCAAAGACUUUAAGGAGCAGAUUGUUCACCAUCUGGCCACCAUCACGCUCAUCAGCUUCUCCUGGUGCGUCAAUUACAUCCGGGCCGGGACCCUCAUCAUGCUUGUGCACGACGCGUCGGACUACCUGCUGGAGUCAGCGAAGAUGUUUAACUACGCAGGCUGGAGAAAGACCUGCAACUACAUCUUCAUCCUCUUUGCUGCCGUCUUCAUCAUCACUCGCCUCGUUAUCUUCCCCUUCUGGAUCAUGCACUGUACCUGGGUGUACCCGGUGACCAUAUACCCCCCGUUCUUCGGGUACUACUUCUUCAACGGGCUGCUGUUUGUGCUGCAGUGCCUGCACAUCUUCUGGGCCAUGCUCAUCCUGCGCAUGGCCGUCAAGUUCCUGCCCGGAAACAAAAUAGUGGAGGAUGAGAGGAGUGACCGGGAUGAGACAGACGAGUCUGAGGAGGAGGAGGACCAGAAAGAGGGCAAGCCCACCAAAAACGGGCCCGUGCGGAACGGCCACCCCGCCCUAAACAACAACCACCGCAAGACGGAGUGACCCCGCCCGGGACAGGGGGGGAGUGGCAGGACCGCUGGAUGACCUCUCCCCUCUCACAGAGGGGAGGGGGAGGAGCCAUGCACACAGACACACCCACACCGAUGAACACUACACACAGACACGCCCACUGGCCACAGACCAACCACAAACGCCCAUCCACCAUCCUGCAGGGGUCCUUACUGGUAACUACGCAACACUAAAGCCCUCCUGCUUUUUCUGUCUGUGGAAGAGGGAGAGAGAGGGGGAUAGCAAUGCCAUUAGCAUAAUCUGAACUUUUAGUGCCUUUUAACAGUCAGGUUGUGUCCAAACAGUCCCUUCUUUUUCUCUCUCACUCUCUUGCUCUCCCCCCCUUUCUCUCUCCCCCCAGUCUUAUUCACUAACCCUAUCUGGCUGUGUGGUUCCACAUUGACUCCCCACACACUGUAUAAGACUUGAGAAUCAUGUCAACAUUGUGUCCGCAGUCAGCGUUCCCUUCCUGUGCGCCAAGCGCACCUUCUCUGUGAUUGGUCCUGAAGCACAUGCUCCGUGAUUGGUUGUGAAGCACGUGCUCCAUGAUUGGUUGUGAAGCAUGUGUUCCAUGAUUGGUCCUGAAGCUGACUGCUCAGUGCUGCGUUCUCAGGCCGAGUGCCUUUUUUUGUUGGUUUUUUUGUGUGGCAUAAACUGCCAUUUUGGCCGGGCUGAACUAUGUUCAGACCAUGGGGACAUGUGUGCCAGUGUUGGAUUGCCACCACAGAGAAGCAUACAGUACAGUAUCCUCAUAAAUACCCCCCCCCCCCCCCCCUCCUUGUGACUUGGUUCAGUCCAGAGGGGCUUUGCUGGUGUUGCCUCCCAUUCCUCAGUAGGUCAUUUACAGAACAGAAUGGAUUGUUCCACUGCUGUUUGUUGCACGGUGGCUUCUGUGCGCAUUUACAGCAUAGAGCUACUCUGAGACUGUACGCCAUUUUGGUUGAUCUUUCAUCUAACGUAGCACGUGCCAGUGGCGUUUAGCUUCUUCUUUUUCCUUUUUUGGUUAAAAUUCAAUUGGAAAAAAAAUCGGCCUGAUAAGAACUGUUUUAAAUAUGUCUCAAACAGAGAGAGCAGAAAACAAAAUAAGUUGUUGUUGCUCUCAUUGUGUAUACAUUUCUGUUUCCGUCCGUCUGUGUCUAAUAAAAAAAAUCUUUCCAGGAGCAGGAAUUGCGCAGAACUAAUUAAUUUUAUUUUUAAUAUAUUUCUUUGAGUUAUUUUCUAAUGAGAUAUGUUACUUUGGUUUUUAAUUUUUUUUUAAACUGAAGAACCAAAGUAACCCAGGCACCUAGAUUGACCGCAUUUCAAUCAUGCGUAGGCUACUACUAUUCUCCAAUGUCUUCGAAUUUAGUUUAAUUGAGUACAGAUGGGUUUUCUGUAGUCCAGUAUAGUACACCAUGCAGUAUUCUGAUUUAGUACAGUUGAUUUCUUUUACAGUAUUAUCCUGUUAAUAUUGCUAUUCUUGAAUGUGUUCAGUGGCUUUUAAUUGUGGGCCAAAAACUACACAAAAGUGAGUAUCUGCCAAGACUGAACUGGGUUUGGACUUUGGUGUUUUUGUGGAGGGAGAUCUGCUGAGUGAUUCCGUUUUUCUUUUUUUUCUUUUUUUGAAAUGCGGGUUUACAGUUUUAUUUAUGCUGAGCGUUUGAACCAAGGUCAGAUCCACUCGCUCAGCCAAGAUUUAAUGAAGAAGAAAAAAAAGGCCAAAAUGAGAUUUACGUUGUUUCAUUAGAAUUGUUUUUCGUAAGUGCCUUAUCCGUCAGUGUGGACCCUGUCUGUGUGUUUCUAACCUGUCCCUAAGUCUUCCCUUUCUGACAUCACUUCCUCGUUACUACUAAUUCUCAUUGGCCCUGCCAAACUCAGUCACCCAAUCACACGCUGUUCCGCUGUGGUCUGUCAUUCCAUUUUGCUCGUAAUCCUAACCAUGGCUGCCACACCCCCACCCACCCACCCCGCCCAUUUCCUCGUGUUCCAGAAAAAUACCGCAGCUCCCUUAUUGCAAUGUUUUAAUUUUGUAUUUUUUUUUGUUAUGAUGCCAAAAUAUAAGAUACAAAUUAUGAUUAUGAGAACCGUGUGCUGGUGUCUUUAUUCUGUGUGCUUCACUGUACGGAUGAUUUUGUUGUUGUAUAUCGUUUGGUCUGUAUUGGGCUUAGUGUGCAUGAAGGAUGAAUUAACAGUGGGCAGUGGAAGGGCUGAAACUCAAGAACUCUAACCACCAUGCUUGAGCACAUUACACCAAUGCUUUAUAAAUAAAAAGCUUCAUUUCUUAAAUGCAUACAGGUCUACUUUGAGAAUGCAAACAUACGCUAAAGCAACUCCAAACCCUCUCGGGGCGAAUAGCCAUUAACAUGGAAACCGUUCAGCUGGGUUGCCAGAUGUAUUCAGACAGAACUUGGGGGCAAUCACAUCUUGGAAGUUUUUAGGUCUGUAAAUAUCGCCGGAUGUAUUUCUUGGAAACGAAGGGAUUACAUUGUAUAACAGAAAGCCAACCCUAUUCCCACUGAGCCCUAAGUGAAUGUUUGGGCAUGCACCCAACCGGAAUCAGGAGAUUUUAUUAAUCUUCACUCUUUCUCAAUGGAACUGACUUGUGAUGCCAGUUGGUGGAGUAAGAAAUGUGCAUGUGCAUGCAUUGCAGUUAAUCUACCUUUGAACAUGACAUCAUUGGAAUGUUAUAUCUAUUGCAUUGUAGAUCAUACCAAGGAAAAGUGCUAUAGUUUCAGAAAGAGAUGCAAGCUAGGAUUCUUUCAAUGUAUUAUUUCCUUACUCGCAAUAAAAAGCAAUGUUUUUUU